AUGUGCCACUUUCGGGUCUCCUCACACUGCUGCCAGGUCCCUUUUUAACAUAGGCCUCUGUAUGGCCUUCAAUUUAAGCUGCUUACGCUUCGCCACUCUGCCAUGGGCCCCUGUACCGCCUCUCUUGCUGCUGCCAGGUCCAGAGUGUGUUUCAUGGGUCUCUGUACGGCCUCCCAUUGCUGCUGACUUCAUCGCCAGACUCUGCCAUGUGCCACUUUCAGGUCUCCUUACACUGUUGGUGGGUUCCAUUUUUGUGAUAGGGUGCUGUAUGGCCUUCCAUUGCUGCUGCCUCCACCGCCACCCUGCGCCAUGUGCCUCU
Molecule: messenger RNA, 319 nt
Organism: Staurois parvus
Lineage: Eukaryota; Metazoa; Chordata; Amphibia; Anura; Ranidae
Source: the annotation of a GenBank genome assembly